AUUCUUGUUCGUUAUUUGAUAUGGUUUUUCUCCUAUCAAAUAGGAACAUAUGUACUGGUUAAAAUUAAGAAAUGGAGCAGUGGCAAGCUAUUAUAGAGAAUUUAGAGCGUCCACGGGAUCAGUGUCACCGUACGUUCGAGAAAACAUUGGAAACUGCAGCCGCUUUGUUAAGUACCGCGGCGACUCAGCUCGCCCCUUUUGAAACAGAAUGGCUGGUGGAGACUCUGCUUCAUUCUCCAGUCGAGCUCUUGACAACUGUGUCCCAGAAGCGUGGCGACGAGGUGUGGCGUAAAGCUGUGGCAGACGCUCUGAAACUUAUGGCAAGCGUAGCUGGAUUGUCUCAUAAAUACUAUGAGCAGAUUGUUGAUAUCUGCCUUCUAAACUACGACCCUGAACUCCGUAAACAUGCGCUUGCAUGCCUUGCUGAGGUCGCUAAACAUUCAGAUGCUGCUACCAGAGACUUCGCAAGACACGUGCAAGCGUUGGAAGAAGCUACGCAGUGUCGUGCGCCUAUAGCACUUCUUGUUGGUGCGCUGUGCGAACACCACCCUGCAGUCGUGUGCGAUGAACUGACUCGCAUCUGGCGCGGGUAUCUCAACAUGCUUGGCAACAAUAAAAACACGGACACAGUGACUAAAUCAGCUCUAGAAGGCGUCUGCAGUCUCUUCAAGCAUUUCGGCGACGAGUUACCUUGCGCUGAACUCAACCACUUCUACGAUAACCUCGCCAAAGUAUACAUCGAUAAAUCUGGCUGCCAGACCGUAUGCUACAGUAUUCUGGCCGAACAUGCAUCCUUGUUCCGUGAACGAGUUUCAGCAGACCGUGCGCUGCGCUCGAAGCUGUGGGGCGCCGCGCCCCCUGCCACUCUGCUCGGUGUGUACGCAGUGGCACAGUGUGAGACCAAAACGGCAUUUAUAAACAUAUUAACAUCCGAGGUUCUUCCCCACACCCAGUCCCCGUCCUACCAAGUGAAAACGACCGCGUUACGAAUACUGGGCGCGACCAAAAGUUUCGGGGAUCUGUUGCAGUUCGCUGACAUACAUACACUCGAGUACGAACUGAGGGGGAAGGUGUCACAUGCUGAUGCCGAACUUAUAUUAUGGUGCGUAGAAUACAGCCUACCGAACAGCGAGCGACUGUUACAGGCCGCCAUAUUGUUUUACGAUAAUUUGCCGCAAGCCACGCGUAAGAAGAUCGUUGUCAAAGGCAUUUCAAACUCGCCGCCGGAGCUCAAACGAGCAACCAUACAGUUUUUGAUAUCACAAUCGUGCGAAGACUGGGAAGCGCGCGUGUGGCGCGAUCUUCUGGAAGACGAUGACGUCACGAUCGUGACAGCUGUCAUUCGAGAGCUGGCCGACUGUCUGGUAGCAGCCUUACAGGCGAUACAUGAAGACGAAAUUGAGGAGCUGCCCCCAAAGCUAUCCUCCCUACUACGCCUAGCAUCUCUAGUUCCGCCCGCACAUGCGGUGCCGCUGCGUGCGUGCGGCCCGCAGCUGCGGGGGCUCAUUCACCACGCCGCUACACUAAACGCCGCAAAAACUUUACUUGCGGGGGCCAGUGACUUGUAUAAGGUGAGUGUAGAGCCAUAUGUAGUCUUCCUACUAGCAUCUCUAGUUCCGCCCGCACAUGCGGUACCGCUGCGUGCGUGCGGCCCGCAGCUGCGGGGGCUCAUUCACCACGCCGCUACACUAAACGCCGCAAAAACUUUACUUGCGGGGGCCAGUGACUUGUAUAAGUCAAUACGGUUGCACAGAUGUCGGGAUGAAGCCACUCUGCACGCGGCAUGUCUCGCGCUCGUGCAGUCUCCUGAAGAUGUUGAUAUAGAUGCUGGUGAAAUUCUGACCGCGCUACAUAUAAUAUUUUCUAGCGACGUUGAACCGAAGAUACACAUCGAGGCUUUAAGGAAAUUCGACUAUUUACUCACGAAGGAGAAAAAAUCGGACAUAGACAUUCGUGAUGUAAUACGCUCAGUAGAGAAACUAAGAUCGCGCGGCGACCGAACAGACCGAGAUGUUCGGAUACUCCACAGAAAAAUCACUAUGUUCUUAGGCAAGCACGGGACCGUGGAUAUGAACAAUAACAGAGAUACUUGGGACGACGCCGUUGUGGUUGACUUGAAGAAAUCCCUCGCACUGACGUUACCCCACCAGGGGAGCUCGUAUAAGGUGGAUCUCAAAACUAUAUUGCUGCUGGCGCUACAGCAAGAAGACCCGCGCACGCUGCUGACGCUACUGGCCAUGUUGUGUGUCAACCUGUCAUCCAAUAAGGACGCAAACACACAGAGAGCAAUAAUACGCGUAGCGCGCUCAUUAGCGAACGCACACGCGGCGGGCGGCGGAGAUUACACCGCGCACAUACAACACGCCGUGCGGUUAUGCGACACAGCUGGCGUAGAUUUAUUGCAGCGUUGA
This is a messenger RNA of Cydia strobilella, 2411 nucleotides long. RefSeq lists its product as uncharacterized. The transcript is spliced from 17 exons. Lineage: Eukaryota; Metazoa; Arthropoda; Insecta; Lepidoptera; Tortricidae. The record is from RefSeq and is a predicted model, not a curated record. Bases 72 to 2411 code for a protein of 779 amino acids.